AUGGCUGCUGCUGACUCGGUCAAGAAGCCGUCCGCCGGCGGCAAGGCGACGCCGCCGCCCAAGUCAUCCGACUCCGGCAUCAUGAAGAGGCUCCCGCGCCUCGCGUUCGUCUUCUUGCUGGCGCUGGUGUACCGGCAGCUCCAGGCGCCACCUCCCAAGAUCCCCGGAACGCCCGGCGGCCCUCCGGUGACGUCGCCGAGGAUCAGGCUCAAGGACGGCCGGCACCUGGCCUACCACGAAUCGGGCGUGCCCAGGGAGCAGGCCAGGUACAGGAUCAUCUUCAUGCACGGGGUCGACUCCUGCAGGUACGACGUGCUCCGGGUGUCGCCGGAGCUGGCCCGGGAGCUGGGCAUCUACCUGCUCUCCUUCGACCGGCCCGGGUACGGGGAGAGCGACCCGCACCCGGCUCGGACCGAGAAGAGCGUCGCCUUGGACAUUGAGCAGCUCGCCGACGCCCUGGAGCUCGGCCCCAGGUUCUACCUCACCGGCUUCUCCAUGGGCGGCGAGAUCAUGUGGAGCUGCCUCAAGUACAUCCCGCACAGGCUUUCGGGCGUAGCCAUCCUGGGCCCUGUGGGCAAUUUCUGGUGGUCCGGGUUCCCUGCGAACGUGACCCUGGACGCCUGGAACGUGCAGGUGGCGCAGGACAAGUGGGCCGUGGGCGUGGCGCACCACGCGCCCUGGCUCACCUACUGGUGGAACGCCCAGAAGCUGUUCCCGGCCUCCAGCGUCAUCGCCUUCAACCCGGCCAUCAUGUCCCGGGCCGACAUGGCACUCAUCCCCGCCUUCGCCUACAGAACCCACACCCACCAGGUGCGGCAGCAGGGGGAGUACGAGAGCCUGCACCGCGACAUGAUGGUCGGCUUCGGCAAGUGGAGCUGGAGCCCGCUGGAGCUGGAGGACCCGUUCCCGGGCGGCGAGGGCAAGGUGCACCUGUGGCACGGCGCCGAGGACCUCAUCGUGCCCGUGGGGCUGUCGAGGUACAUCGCCCAGAGCCUGCCGUGGGUGCGCUACCACGAGCUGCCCACGGCCGGACACCUCUUCCCCAUGGCAGAAGGGAUGGCCGACGUCAUCGUCAAGUCGCUGCUGCUCGGCGACGACUGA
Messenger RNA from Miscanthus lutarioriparius, 1101 nucleotides. NCBI's taxonomy places the organism in Eukaryota, Viridiplantae, Streptophyta, Magnoliopsida, Poales, Poaceae. The record is from the annotation of a GenBank genome assembly.